AUUCCUACCAAAUCUCUCUUCUUAUAAAAGUUGUUUUGAAAGAAAUCUCUAAUUAGCCUUAUUGUCUCUGUUGAUGCAUAGAUGUGGUGCUUUGAUUCUUGAUGUUCGAGAUUAUGUCUCCAGUAAUCAGUGAAGUUCUUCUGUCUGAUUUUACCAUUAACUCAACUCUGCAACGUCGUACUCACUUAGUUCAAUCCUUCUCAGUCGUCUUCCUCUACUGGUUCUACGUGUUUUCAUGAAACAGUAAACCUGAGAUUCCUUCUUCUUACUCAUUAAACUUCAUUCAAGAUCCCAACCCUUUGACUACAUUUCAGUUGUUAUUUACCUUUUGUAGCAGGGUACUUUUGUUUUCCACGAACAAUUACUUAUAGUUGUCUUUUGUAAAAAGAUAUAAUGGUGUAAAAAUCCUUUUUAUACAAGGUAAAGUCUAAUUUUGGUACUA
Molecule: messenger RNA, 442 nt
Organism: Nicotiana tabacum (common tobacco)
Lineage: Eukaryota; Viridiplantae; Streptophyta; Magnoliopsida; Solanales; Solanaceae
Source: RefSeq, a predicted model, not a curated record